Molecule: messenger RNA, 1521 nt
Organism: Parastagonospora nodorum SN15
Lineage: Eukaryota; Fungi; Ascomycota; Dothideomycetes; Pleosporales; Phaeosphaeriaceae
Exons: 3
Coding region: 1-1521 (506 amino acids)
Biological process (GO): transmembrane transport
Cellular component (GO): membrane
Molecular function (GO): transmembrane transporter activity
Source: RefSeq, a predicted model, not a curated record
AUGGACGGCAUUUCGAAUGUGAAGAGCAAUGAUGCGAUUCUCGAUCCGACGAGGAGCAAUGAGCCGUCGGGAUAUGGAGAGGCCAGUGCGCCUGCACAUGGGCGAGAGGCAGAUGAAGAGAGGCACGUGACCAGCACCAGGAGGCGGCCGUGGGCGAGGAAGAGCAAGAGUUAUAGCCACGCGCAUUUCAAAGUGUACAAGAGACGGUGGUUUGGGCUCGGGCAGCUGGUGCUGCUGAAUAUCGUUGUUAGUUGGGAUUGGCUAACCUUCGCCCCCGUCUCCACCUCCGCAGCAACCUACUUCUCCGUCUCCGAAACUGCCAUAAACUGGCUGUCAACCGGCUUCCUCUUCGCCUUCGCCAUAACAUGCCCUCUGACCAUCUACCUACUACACCGCGGCCCAAAACCCAGUAUCCUCGCCGCCUCCGCGCUGCUACUAGUCGGCAACUGGAUCCGCUAUGCGGGCACCCGGGCCAACCUUUUCUGGCUGGUGAUGGUCGGCCAGAUAUUGACUGGUCUGGCGCAGCCGUUUGUACUCGCGGCGCCAACUAGGUAUAGUGACAUGUGGUUUACGGAAGAAGGGAGGGUGGGGAGUACGGCAUUGGCGAGUCUAGCGAAUCCGUUUGGGGGUGCGCUAGCUCAACUCAUCAACCCGCUUCUCGGCGAUGUACCGAACAUGGUGCUGAUCAUAUCCAUCAUCUCAAGCGUGGCGUGCAUCCCUUCGCUUUUUAUUCCAGCGGCUCCGCCAUCGCCGCCUACGGCAUCGUCUGGAUUGUCGAAGAUUCCUGUCGGCGAUUCAUUGCGGUACAUGCUGCGAUCUCGACCGUUCUACAUCGUGUUCAUUACGUUUGGGACGUACACUGCGGGCUUCAAUGCUUUCAGCUCGCUGCUGAACCAGAUCCUGUAUCCGUAUGGUUAUUCCGAAGACGAAGCCGGGAUAUGCGGCGCCAUUAUGAUUGUUGUCGGCUUGGUUGUUGCGGCGAUCGUAUCCCCGAUCCUCGGCCGCACACAAGCUUACCUUUUGGGCAUUUGGACGCUGGUUCCGCUGGUUGCAGGAUCAUAUCUAGCGAUGAUCUGGGCACCGCAGACCCGCACUCUCGCAGCACCAUAUCUCAUAAGUGCGGUGCUGGGAGCAAGUAGCUUCAGCUUGAUGCCCGUAGCGCUUGAGUUCCUCGUCGAGAUUACAUACCCGGCGAGUCCUGAGGUUAGCUCGACAAUUUGCUGGGUAGGCGGACAGCUUUUUGGAGCUAUAUUCAUCAUCAUCAUGAAUGCUUUGAAGGAUGGGAGAUAUGUGGACCUAGGAAAGGUCAAUGAUGGUGGAAGGAUAACUAGUUCGGGCACACGGCCACCAGGCAACAUGUACAACGCCUUGGUGUUUCAGGCGGUUGCUGCUAUGGUGGUUCUCCCGCUGCCGCUGAUGCUGGGUACCAAGAGGCUUGGCUUGGGAUUUGGGGAGGGCAGACGUAUCCUGGACGAGAAUCGAGAGGGUACUCAAGAUGCGACAAUUGGUCAUGAGCAAUGA